UUCAGUUUAACUAGUUGUGUUUGGAAAGGUUUCCAGUCAAACAUAUAUGCAAUUGAUUAAAGCCUCGUACCUCCCAUCUCACCCACACUGAUCGGCACUCGUUUAAUACACACAAACAAAAGGGUACCGCACAAUGACAUUCAAUCUCCAGAGUAUGUUAAGCAUAAGCACUCACCGGAGGAUAUGGCGGCGUAAAUUAAACUGGGUCGCCGCCGCCGCGGCUGUAGUUGCCAUCUUCUUGCUGGGCUUCUCACUCUUCUCCGCUUCACCAAAUAAAACCACCCAAUUGACCCAACUUUCAGAGAUGGUCCCACUCACCUUGAUCAGCAAUGCCAAGAAAACUGGCGCCUUUUGUUUGGAUGGCAGUUUACCUGGAUAUCAUUUUCAGAAAGGUUUUGGAUCUGGUACUCGCAAUUGGCUUCUUCAUAUCGAGGGUGGAGGUUGGUGCAAUACAAUAGCAUCAUGUUCUUAUCGUAAGACAACCGCUCUUGGUUCUUCAAAGUACAUGGAUCUUGAAGUCAAAUUUGGUGGAAUUUUGAGCUCUGACCCAUCCGAAAAUCCUGAUUUCUUUAGCUGGAACAAAGUCAAGAUACGUUAUUGUGAUGGUGCAUCUUUUGCUGGCCGCCCUGAGAGUGAGAUUAAUAAGGGUGCAAAACUCUUCUUCCGCGGUCAACUUAUCUGGGAAGCAGUCAAAGAUGAACUCCUUUCACUAGGACUAUCAAAUGCUAGACAGGCUCUUCUCUCCGGAUGCUCAGCUGGAGGUUUAGCAACUCUCAUUCAUUGUGAUGAUUUUCGUGAUGUCUUGCCCAAGAAUGCCAAAGUCAAGUGUCUUUCUGAUGCAGGUUUUUUCCUCAAUGAAAAGGAUAUUGCUGGAAAUCACACCAUUCAGUCAUUUUACCAUGAUGUUGUCCAACUUCAGGGUGUAUCAAAAAGUCUUAACAAGGAUUGUGUUGCAAAAAAGGAUCCGUUUAAGUGUCUCUUUCCUCAAGAAUUCACUAGUAGCAUAAAGACACCAAUUUUUCUUGUCAAUCCAGCUUAUGAUUUUUGGCAGAUACAGAACAUAUUGGUGCCAGUUUCAUCAGACUUCCAUGGUGAUUGGUCCACGUGCAAGCGUAACAUUCACAACUGCAGUCCCAACCAAGUUGCAAUACUACAAGGUUUUCGAAAUUCGUUACUGAAGGCACUAACUAACUUCUUGCAAAUAAAUGGAGGAGUGUUCAUAAAUUCUUGCUACAUUCAUUGCCAGACAUGGAUUGCUGAGACAUGGCAUGGUCCUGCUUCUCCAAAAAUCAAUAACAAGACUAUUGCAGAAUCUGUAGGUGAAUGGUACUUUAAUGAUAAAACAGUGCAACAAAUUGACUGCCCUUAUCCAUGCAAUCCUACUUGUUAUAAUAUGGUGUUCCCGUGACAGAACAUUCAGUCGGCUAAUGGUUUUGUAUGAAGCUUCAUCCUCAAUGUAACCUAAUAUCGGACGGAAGAUUAUGAUCUGAAGCUCACAAAUUAUACAGAAGAGUAGGACAUCCUACAGAUUUGCUGAUGCAGAGCUACUUAUUUUGUACAAAUAUCCACAGUAAAUUUGAUAUACAUACUUGCAAGUUACUGAAGCAUGAUAAAUUUUACAACAGCUUAGCUUUUUUCUUUUUC
This is a messenger RNA of Daucus carota subsp. sativus, 1644 nucleotides long. RefSeq names its product pectin acetylesterase 5. Gene Ontology annotation, biological process: cell wall organization. The record is from RefSeq and is a predicted model, not a curated record. Gene Ontology annotation, cellular component: plant-type cell wall. The coding region runs from base 134 to 1408 and encodes 424 amino acids. NCBI's taxonomy places the organism in Eukaryota, Viridiplantae, Streptophyta, Magnoliopsida, Apiales, Apiaceae. Gene Ontology annotation, molecular function: pectin acetylesterase activity. The transcript has 12 exons.